AUGGCAGCCUCAACAGUUGCUCCACCAAUAAUUCUUCGUUCAGUUGAGAAGCACACUUCAACGCUUAUUUUCUUUCACGGAUUGGGAGAUCAAGGAGAUGGCUGGGCAAGUGUUUUUAAAGAAGAAAUGCGAGUGCCGUAUAUAAAAUAUAUUUUCCCAAAUGCCCAAAGUAGGCCAGUAACUUUAAAUUUUGGUAUGCGGAUGCCUGCUUGGUAUGAUAUCCUUGGAUUGACUGCUAACUCUGCAGAGGCGGGAUUGACUUUCGACAAACCUCUUGGAUGUAUUAUCUCGUUGAGUGGGUAUUUAAUCCAGAGAAGUAAAUUACCAGGGGAUCACAAAGCAAAUUUGAAAACGCCUGUUUUCCUAGGACAUGGGCAAGACGAUUUUCUUGUUCCUUAUAGCUUUGGUCAACUGACUUAUCAGGAAAUACAUAAAUUUAAUCCUAACGUAACUUUAAUUCCUUAUCAAUGUCAACACGGGACAACUCCACAAGAGCUUGCUGAUACUCUUACUUUUAUUAAAACAAGCAUUCCAGCAGAGGAGAAAAGUUGUGAAAAUAAGGAAAAGGUUAUUUUUCGAUUUUUUAAAUAAAUUUGUUGAAAAAAAAUAUUUUUGAGAGGAGAGAAACUUGGAAAUUUUCUUUAAAAUUCCUUCUUCUUCUAGUUUCCCUUUUAAAUUUCCUCCAUAUUUAUUUGAGAAAUACAAGUUGCUUCGUGUGAUUUAGGAACCAGGGUGGGUUAUCUGAAAUCCGGACUUUUUUCUCAACCCGACCCUCCCUGGUAGUUACUUUGGAACCACAGAGGUGGUUCCUUCCUAUACAAAUUUCAAUUUUUUUCAAUUAAAAUCCAGUUACCUUCAAAAUCUAGUUUCCUUUGGUUC
Molecule: messenger RNA, 879 nt
Organism: Meloidogyne enterolobii
Lineage: Eukaryota; Metazoa; Nematoda; Chromadorea; Rhabditida; Meloidogynidae
Source: the annotation of a GenBank genome assembly